This is a messenger RNA of Scylla paramamosain (green mud crab), 3785 nucleotides long. RefSeq lists its product as uncharacterized. Bases 157 to 2589 code for a protein of 810 amino acids. The record is from RefSeq and is a predicted model, not a curated record. Lineage: Eukaryota; Metazoa; Arthropoda; Malacostraca; Decapoda; Portunidae. The transcript has 11 exons.
CCUCCCUCUCUCUCUCUCUCUCACUCUCUCUUCCCGUCACUUCCCGCUGAGCCUCUCACCUGGGCACACUCCCGCCACUCCCUCCCGCCACUCCUCCCGUCAACUUCACAGAUGGCAGACGAGGGGCAGGAAGGCGAGGGCUGAAGCAGACGGGUCAUGGACGGGAAUACAACAUGUGACCCAGGCAUCAACACAACACUCUGCCAAGAUGACACAGCGGCGGGCGAGAACGCGACAAGGACGGGCGUGUGGGCGGGCGGCAGCGGCGGCGGCGGCGGCGGCGGCGGCGGCGGCGGCUUGGGGGCUGGCGGGAGCGGCGUGGGGCGUGCAGGGUCGGGACAGGACUGGCUGCUGGUGAGACAGGAGCUCCAAUGGGCGUUUCCUGUUCACAUCUAUCUGUUCGCCUGUCUGUUCUUCAUGCUCGCGUUCUACACGUUCUUCUCCAUCCUGAACUUGAGGUCGCAGAUCUCUAACCGUCCAUUCAUGUCCACCAUCAACGUGUUUCUGUGUGUGCUGGGGGUCACGCGCGCCGCCUGCUUCCUCAUUGACCCCUACACCUCCGGCCAGGUCAGGUCAGGUCAGGUGAUGCCCAGCUUUCUCGGUUCCUUGAUGUGGGAUGUCGGUUACCCUUGCAUCCUGUCAGCCUUUAGCCUCAUCCAGCUGGCCUUCUCUCAGCUCACACAGGUAAAGUUUCGGCCGGAGACGCUGCGGCGGAAGUCAGCGCUGAGUUUGGUGAUCACCACACACUUCGCCCUGGUGCUCGGCUCAGACAUUGUCACCGCCUUUGAAAGCCACUUGCAGAUGGUGCGGUGGGUGGUGCAGACAGUGUUCCUGAGCUGGGGCCUCGUGCUGUGUAUCACCUUCCUGUACGGCGGCGCUAGGAUCCUUCGUCUGCUGAGAACCAUCCCCCACUCCGCCUUCCAGGGCAGCGAAGCCACCGCCAGCAACAGCAAGGGUAUCCUCCAGCUGGCCCUCCUCGCGCAGUGCAACAACAUCGCCUCCUCUGUGCUGACUGCGGCCGCCCCCUCGCUCCUGACGCCCAAGAUCAAGAUUACUGAUGAGCACGAUCAUACCUUCUCCUACGUGUCUGACUCCCGCCACGCCUCUAGUGACUUAGGCAAAGAUUCUGCCCCCACCUCCCGCCGCACCUCUCUCCGCUCCUCCAUCAGUGGGGAGUGUGGGGGGGGCACCUCCGUCCCCUCCACCUCAGGCCUCCGGAACCACGACACAGGCGCGUCGGACAUCGAGGAGGAGAACGAGGACCAGGACUCCCUGGUGUCGCCCACGCUGUCCAGGAAGAGCGUGGGAGGCGGGGAGCGGGCGUGCACCUCCCCUAAGCAGCCGUCGCCGCCACGCAGCCCCAAGUCGCGGAAGAAUAGCACGAAGAGCCGCGCCAACUCGCGGGGCUGCGAGGGCGAGCGUUGCGGUGAUAUCAUCAUCAAGGUGGAGGAUGUGGAGGGCUGCGAGGAGCCGUGCGACGCGAUCAGCCGUGGGGUGGGGCGGGCGUGCCCAGACGGGGAACAUGGCUGCGGGGAGGAGCCGGAGAGGAGAGAAGAGGUGAAGGCGCAGGUGCAGGGGACACAGAGACGCAAGGAGGGGCGGGAAGGGGGUGUGCACCGAGCGGCCUCUCUCAAGUCGGUGGGAUCACCGGUGCGCAGCGCGGCGCUCGAGGCAAGGCGUGGCGGCUCCUCACGGCGCAGCAGUGCCUCCGAGACCACCCACACCAGUGACUGUGAGUUGCCGCGCAGCCCUGUGGACGGCGAGCGCCGCGCGGCGCUGCUUGCCGCCGGGGAGGCGCCACCUAAAAGAAAAAAGAGCCUCACGUGGUCUGAGGACACGCCCACACCGGACGCCUCGGACAGGGAGAGCCGCGGGGUGCCGCCCGAGCUGGAGGAGACAGAGCCCUUGGCCCGUGACAGCCGCCGCCGCGCCAGCAGUUCCAGCCGCCGCAGCAGCCGCAGCAGCAGCGAGAAGAAGAAGCUGCGGCACACGCGCUCCUGCGAGCUGGGGGACUCUGCGGCGCGGCGGCGAGGCAGCGGCAUGUCCAACACCUCCAGCCGCGGCAGCGAUCACGUGACGGGCUUCCCGGGUCCCGGCCCCAGUCUGGGCAGGGCGGGGGCCUCUUCGCCCUCCAGUGUGCGGCGCGGCAGUCGGCGCAGCGUCAAGGACGAGGUGGAGGUGGAGACGCUGCUGUCCCGCUCCCCCAACGGCCGCCACGACGUGACGCUCUCCUCCAUCCUCAACCACAUCGCCUACGUGAACCAGGCGGCCGCCGCGCCGCGUCUGCCCGCCUCAUUCAAGGACUCCAGGAAGGCUCAGGUGCAACAGGUACUGCUGGUGACCUACGUGACAGCUGUACUCGGCACUGUCCUGUCCCUGGCUCUGGUAUACGGUCUGUACCGCCACUUCAUCUCCCUGCCUCAGCUGCCUCGCCCAGCCUGGCUUUGGUUCUUCUACGAGUCAAGUUGUCGCUUUCUCGAAUUCCUAAUGGGGUGUGCAAUGGCUAAUAUCACUCGCCAGCCCGUGAACAGGCAUCCUCAGUACCCGUACUCCCUCCGUAUCAAGCAGAGGAACUCCAUCUAUAUGUGAGGGUGUGCACGGGUGUGGAGGCGACGUCCGUUUUCUAGAGUUACCCGUGAAAGUGUCAGUGGAGCGACUCCGUUUUCUGUAUAUAGCGUGUUUGUGUACAGUCUUGUCUCGCGCUGGGAGGACUCCGGGAAGACUUCUGACGGUGUUGAUGUUAGGAUGUGAACCUGGUGGUACUGGAGAGAGGAGAAGAGAGAAAGAGAGAGGUGGCACGUGCGUACACACACACACACACACACACACACACACACACACACACACACACACCUACGUACAUACAAACACACACAAAGUACGUGCAUGAGGUGGAGGUGAAUGUGGAGAAGGAAAAUGAGGAUAAGAAUGGUGAUAUGAAGGAAGAAGAAGAAAAAGAACAAGAACAAGAACAACAGCAGCAGCAACAACAACAACAACAACAACAACAAGUACAACAAAACAAUCAGGAGGAUUUAAAAGAAAAUCAAUAAAUAACAGGUUAAUUUUUUAAGGAAAACGAAGAAAAGAUGUAUCAAUACUUGCGUGAGUGCGUGCGUGUGCAUCUCUCUCUCUCUCUUUCUCUCUCUCUCUCUCUCUCUCUCUCUCUCUCUCUCUCUCUCUCUCUCUCUCUCUCUCUCUCGUCUACUCCGGUGUUUUGAUGUUAACCUGCAAGUCUCUUUCUUUCUCAUCUCCAGCUUAUGUAAAGAAUAUUUUCAAUCAAUUCAUUUUGUAUCAUACCUGACGAUUAUUUCAUCUGUACUCGGUGUGUAGGGGGGCGGGGGGGACGUGAGGGGGGGAGGGGGGAGGGAGGGAAAGAGAGGAAGGGAAGGGUACAUGGGAGGGAAUAAAGAGGGGAAGAAAAUAAUGGAAGAUGUUCAAUGUGAUAAUGUGCGUUGGAUAAAUCUGUGAUGCCUACGUGAAUCUCUCUCUCUCUCUCUCUCUCUCUCUCUCUCUCUCUCUCUCUCUCUCUCUCUCUCUCUCUCUCUCUGUAAAUAUACAACAAAAAAUCCACUCAAUGUAUUUUUGUAGUUCUGUGUUUGUACAUACACGUGUGUGCCUGGAUGUUACCUUGUGUGUACGUACGUACGUAAGUGUGUAUGUAUGCAUGUAUGUAUACACGUGUACAAGUAGAUCUGUGUGCGUGUGUGUGUGUAGAUAUGUGUACGUGAGCGUGACGUACGUGAAGUGAGCGUUGUACGUUAUCAAUAAAACCAAAGAAAAUU